Messenger RNA from Drosophila subpulchrella, 1543 nucleotides. RefSeq lists its product as uncharacterized. The transcript has 2 exons. Bases 1 to 1146 code for a protein of 381 amino acids. NCBI's taxonomy places the organism in Eukaryota, Metazoa, Arthropoda, Insecta, Diptera, Drosophilidae. The record is from RefSeq and is a predicted model, not a curated record.
AUGGCAGCGAGCAAAAUUAGCAGCAAAAUCUGCAGGAGCAGCAGACCAAAAUCAUCAAAUUCAUCGACACCAUCUUCAACAUCGGAAAAACCAGCAGAUACAACGAGCCAAAUCAACAGAGGAUUAACACUAAAUCACUUAGUGAUCUGCGGUUGCCUGGCAAUAAUCUCCAUGGCAUCUGUAACCAUGGCCAAACCACCGGAUCAGGAAGCUAUCCAUCACAAAAAUGCUGAAUUCCCGGAAGAGGACAGCGACAUGCUGAUGGAGCCCAAUGAUUUCUCGCCAAUCACCGUACUCAGAUCGCAUGAGCAACACUUUCAUAUGCCGCCGACUACGCAACUUCAGCCCCAAGUCCAGGCCAGAAUUCAGCCAAGAGCACAGCCCAGGCAAUUUCAAGUGGCGACCCAACAAAAUCCCGACGAAGAGGAGCAAUUUCGACCCAUUGCCAAUCCGAAUACGAAAAUAGUGGGCGAUUCGCAUACGCAGGCUGCCCAGAACUUCUAUCCACCGUUCUACCACGAGGCACCACCUCUGGGCCACUCGAGACCCUACUUCGGUCAUGGUCCUCCCGUUUCGGAGACCACUCCCCUGAACCUGCCCUUGCCACUUCUCGCACCUCAGCAGCAACCUCAGCCGGCAAACCAGCAGCGAAACUUCGAUGCCAGCAUACUGGGUAGCGGGGAUUUCGGUGUCCUGAGAGGCGGUACCUUCUAUCCGGAGGAGGAGAUGCCCUACCAUCCCGAGGACAACAGUGAUUACAUCUAUGGCGAUGCCAACAAUGGCCACGGACGUCCCUCCGAGGGCUUCGUGCAGAAGUACACCUAUCCGGAGGAGCAGUUCGCCAAUUUCCGGGACUUUGCGGACAUCAAUACACCCGCCGAUUCGGCAUUCUCGCAGUUUGUGGUUGUCUAUGCGGCCAAGAAUGCCACUGCUCCGCACUCACAUCCGCAUCCCAAGAACAUAUUCGAGCAGCUGGAGCUGCUGGACAGGGAGAAGGAGUUGGAGAAGGCCAAGUCCCAGCCGAAAACCUCAUCCAAAAACAAGUCGAAGUUGUCCAAGACAAAGCUGCAGAAGAAAUACCGCAAGAAGGCGGGUCCCAAAAUCCAGGAUCCCCUGGAAAUAGAGCCCUUAUUGGCCCUCAGUUAAGCGUCUAUUAAAAAACAAAUAGAAACAAAAACAAACAAAACCUAAAAAACACCCAUCACCACUUUCGUUUUCCCUUGUUAGUUUUAUUUAUUUUAUUUCGAGAUGAAUGCAAGCCACCACAAAAGAAAAGAAGAGCCACACCCCCUUUAUCUUAGUGUUCAUUUCCACAGAAACACCUGUAUUGCAAAAAUCUAUACCCAUACUAUAUGCCACAUAUCAGUGUUUUUUUUGGUCUGUCUGCUUUUUGUCUCGCAUCGUUUGUUAAUUCUUAAACUUAGCCCGUAGUCUACUAUAUCUAUAUAUAUAUAUAUAUAUGUGUCUUUAUGUCUUAUACGCGUAUCUAAUGUAAUUAUUUUUUGUCUAAUUGAGCAUAAUUUUAUUAUGUGUGUGUACAUAA